This is a messenger RNA of Elgaria multicarinata webbii, 3496 nucleotides long. RefSeq names its product Src homology 2 domain containing E (gene SHE). The coding region runs from base 1159 to 2484 and encodes 441 amino acids. The transcript is spliced from 6 exons. Lineage: Eukaryota; Metazoa; Chordata; Lepidosauria; Squamata; Anguidae. The record is from RefSeq and is a predicted model, not a curated record. Gene Ontology annotation, molecular function: phosphotyrosine residue binding.
GCGAGCGAGCGAGCGAGCGUGGCGCCUUGGAAAACCAGCAGGGUCUCGAUCCCGCCAGCGCAGGAGGUAAAUCUAGGGCGCUGUGGGUCGCCCCCACACCAGGACUGGGUGAAAAGAGGGGGCGGGAAAACCUCCUUCCCGGGAGGAAAGGACACCCCCCAAAAAACUUGGAGAGACAAGAUCCAGACGUCUCCAUUUGUGCCUGCCCCCUCCCUAAAAGGGAGGAAAUAACCCCCUCCCCAAAAUUAAUUUUUCUCCCCUUCCUCUUCAGCUUUAGGAAAGGUUUAGGUCCCCCAUUCCAGAUAUGAAGUAUUAGGAUAACUCCCUCCAUCUGAAAGAUCACAGGUUGUUGUUAUUAUUAUUAUUAUUAUUAUUAUAUUUGUAUCCUGAUGUGAUUUACCCCCCCCAUGCCACCCACGCCGCUACUGGACCUUCCGUUAAAAAGGCCACCCUACUUAAACAUUUUAAAAGGGUUUCUACCCUUCUAGGCAGCCUAAAGAGCUUUUUCGAUUCAAUUAAAAUUGGCCCAAAUCCGCCCAGAUCCACCCAUUCUUGGUGCUCCAAGACAAAACACGGGAACGCAAAAUCCACGGCCGCAUCCACUCCCUGCCCCCACGCCAUCCGGGGCUUGCACCCCACACCCUGAGUUGCUCCCACUCCUCCCUCUCAUCCGUUGUGUGAAUUUCUUUCCAAAGAUGUGUCACCAGCUUCUUUGCCCUCCGAACGGAUGCUUCCGUCCCCGCUGGUAAUUUCCACUCCUUUAUCAACUCCUUGAUUGUUAAGUCCAAGGUGGUGAAAGAAAGGGAAAAGGGGUGGGUGGGAGAGGGCAGCGUGCAGGGUGGGUGUCCAGUUUGGCCCCAAUCCUGGCAGGCUCCUCACCUCCUACUCCCAGGGAAUGCCUUUCCUAUUGCCUAGGUGUUGGGGCUUGCCUUGCUGUUUUCUAGCCAUCUCUGAGUUACUUGGGUGGCUCCCGGAGCGGCACUUGGCAGCUUUGAGGCCUGUAUCUCAGCCUCCAAAGAUACACUCUGCCCGUCUUGGGGUAGGCUCCACGGCCUCUGCCCAUCUUGGGGUAGGCCUCACACCCUGCCUCGGUCGUCCUCCACCUUUGGCUUUUCCUUCCUGUGACCCCCCGGCGGCCGCCCUGUGCUUUCUGGCCUCAUGGCAGCCAAGUGGUUCAAGGAGUUCCCAUCCAACCUGAAAACAGUUUCGGAACGCGCCAAGUGCAGCACAUCCCGCAAGAGCCUAGUUUCACCCGAAGCUGGCACAGCUUCGCUGCCUGGCAAGAACCGCAAGAACUCGGCCACUGAGCUGAGUGGCCCGCGGACGCUGCUGGCGCCGGGAAAAGAUGGCGGGGGCGGCCGGCUGUCACGGGACAACUUCCAAAGCCUGCUGCAAGCUGCCGCAGGUAAGAUGCGCAAAAACUCCCGGGUGGAUGGGGCCCCGCCAGAAGAGCUGGCCCGGGGGACAGCCAAAAACUGCGGGACCUACAUCAACCGGCUCAUCAAAGUGGACGCCCACGAGAAGAACGGGAAAAGUUACACCGGGACUGCACCGAAUCCCACCCCAAUUCCUGCGCUGGAGCCAGAGAAACCCAAACAGGAGACGGUUAUUAUCCUGGAAGAUUACGCCGACCCUUACGAUGCCAAGCGAACCAAAGAUCAGCGCGAUGCAGAGAGGCUAGGGGAAAACGAUGGUUACAUGGAACCCUACGACGCUCAGCAGAUGAUUACCGAGAUCCGAAGGCGAGGUUCCAAGGACCCUCUGGUCAAAGCCAUUUUGCUCCUGGAUGAGCCAGCAGAGCCAGGGGCCAAGGGAGAUCCUGCCACUAUGCGUCCGGGGGCCAAACCACCACAGCUCUACGACACCCCCUACGAGCCAGCAGAGACGGGGCCCAAGUCAGAGGCACGGCUUCCGGAGAACGACGAACGGCCGCCGGCUGAGUACGAACAGCCCUGGGAGUGGAAAAAAGACCAGAUUGUGAAAACUCUCUCAGUGCAGUUUGAGGGGUCAGAAAGACCCGGGGCUUCCAGGGAUGAGGCGCCCGUGCCAUCGCGGCAACAACACCGCCGCCAGAGGAGCUGGCCCUCCAAGAUGGUGAAGCCCACGGUGGUGGCAGAGCCUGGCACAGAGGGGGAACGAGUGGAUCCGGCUGUUGUCCUGGAGAAACAGCCAUGGUUUCACGGCGCCAUCACACGAGCCGAGGCGGAGAGCAGGUUACAGCCGUGCCGGGAGGCUGGAUACCUGGUGCGCACCAGCGAGACGGGCACCAGCAAGUAUUCCAUCGCCCUCAAGACCAGCCAGGGUUGCGUCCACAUCAUUGUCGCCCAGACAAAAGAUCACAAAUACACCCUCGACCAGACCGGCGGCCUCUUUGACAGUGUCCCUGAAGUGGUGUUCUUUUACUCCACCGAGAAACUACCUUUCAAAGGAGCGGAGCAUAUGACCCUACGUUAUCCGGUUCCUGUACCGAGCAAGAUCCACUAGCCUCCAUCCCUGACAUCGGAAUUGUGCUGGUUGGAGAACCAGUAGAGGACAAAGGAUACCUUGACAAAUGACUAACAACCAUGAAGCGGUCACCAUAUCCCUCCCCUGUCCCAUGUGGGUCUUAUGUACGAAUCAAUUUCCACACUUCCUUCACGCUCUAGCAUGACCAGUUUGCUGUGUGGGCAGAAGGCCAGGCUGUGAAAGGAGAAACAUGCCCAUUCAGUUCUAUCUACAUAAUAAAUGGGUUUGAAGUCUGGGAUGGCGCAGUGAGGAGAAGGGGAUAAAUCUGGAGUCAACUGGAAAAGGGAAGCAGUCACAAUAUUGCUGCCAAGUCGCUUCCUUUGCUUUCCCCCCAUGACUGAAUGGGUACCGUUGACUCGUAUAAAGAGAAAACACACACAUAUAUAUCAUGGUUAGAAUUUAGAUCAUGCAUCUUAAAGAGGAAAUAGAGGAGUGUCACCCCAGUCUUUGCUUCAAAAGGUUGGGUUCCCCCUCAAAAAAAAGGGGAGCCCUUGAAGUAGGGUUGGUGGUGGGGAAAAUAUGCACAUUCUUUAGUACAUUUGGUCUUUUUAGGAGUGGGGUUCAUAUCAGACUGCCGAAAUAUUUCACGUUCCUUCAUAGCAACCCUGAGACUUGUAGCCACUCACAUUCAAAAGAAUCCACAUCUUCCUUUGUCAAACGAAAGCACUCAACACCAUCUACAUUGCCUUUCCCCAAAGUGGUGCCUUCCAGAUGUUUUGGACUACAGCUCACAUCAGCCCUAACAAUUGGUCCUGGUGGCUGGGGCUGAUGGGAGUCGGAAGUCCAAAAUAUCUGGAGCGCACCAGGUUGGGAAAGUGGCGCUAAAGGGAGGUCAUGUCAUCUAAACUAGGGUGAAAGUGGUUUGUCCUUUUGCAAUGUAGACGUGCCCCCAUUCUAACCUGAAUUCCGUUUGCUCAUACACAUGGGGGCGUCUUCCAGGCUGUAGCCUAUGUAGCGUCAGAUCCUAGCCACAGAGGCGCGCAGAAAUGGA